CAUUUUCACUUUUAACUGCAUUUCUUGUAUGCAAGGUUUUAUACAAAUAAAGUUUAUCAUUAUUAUUAUUAUUAUUAUUAUUUUGAACGGGGCCUUUCAGAGUAAAGGUGUGUUUAGGAGGAUAAGUGGAGAAAACAGCUGAUGGGACUUGGGUCCACCCCUGAGGAAGCUGACAGAAGGAGGAAGGGGAAGUUGACAGACAGACAGACGGACAGACAGAGGGGGUUUCACCGCGGAGCAGCUGUGCGUCCUCGGGAGAACGAGCUGCAGCUCAGAGGAACGAACCACCGGAGCUGAAUCCAUCAUGCACACGUUAGAAACAGGGACAAAGUUUCCGGGCCACACGCUGCACUGACCCACCUGGUUCCCCCCCCCAGACAACAUGGAGCACUGGAGGCAGUGCGCGGUUUGGCUGAUCGGCUGCAACGUGCUGCCCGUGAACCACCGGGUGACCGCGGACACGGCGCAGGUGUUCGACCUGGCGCAGACCCUGCGGGACGGGGUGCUGCUGUGCCAGCUGCUGAACAACCUGAGACCCCUCACCAUCAACCUGAAGGAGAUCAACCUCAGGCCGCAGAUGUCUCAGUUCCUGUGCUUGAAGAACAUCCGCACGUUCCUGACGUCGUGCUGCAACGUGUUUGGGAUGAAGAAAAACGACUUAUUUGAAGCCUUUGAUCUCUUCGACGUUAGAGACUUCGGAAAGGUCAUGGACACGCUGUCUCUGCUCUCGUACACAACAGUUGCACAACAAGCAGGAUUCAAGCCCUUCCCGAUGGAGGAGAGCCUAAAAGACGAGGACAUUUACAAUAAUCUGGAGGACUUGAUUGAUGAGAAUGCCCUUGAGGACGAGGACGACUUGUACGCGGUGGUCUACGGGCUGGAGGAGGACUAUGCAGGUGGAGAGAUCUAUGAAGAUCUCAUGAGGGCUGAGCAGCAUCCCCCACUGAAGCAGGCGGAGGUCGACGUGCGGAUCUGCUGCCUGACGGAGAUCAAACAGACGGAGGAGAAGUACACGGAGACGCUGGAGUCCAUCGAGAAGUAUUUCCUGAAUCCACUGAUGAAGUUCUUCUCUGCGGCUGAAAUCGACAAAGUCUUUCUCAACAUUCCUGACCUGGUUAAAGUUCACAAGAGCCUGAUGGUGGACGUGCAGGACUCCAUCCUGAACAAAAACGCCUUAAAUCUCUACCAGAUUUUCCUCAGCUACAAAGAGAGGCUGCUCAUUUAUGGCAUCUACUGCAGUCGGGUGGAGAUCGCCAUCGCUGUGUUAGACCUCAUCUGCAAAGAGAAGGAGGACGUUCGCCUGAAGCUGGAGGAAUGCUCCAAAAGGGCCAACAAUGGGAAGUUUACCCUGAGGGACCUGCUGGUGGUUCCGAUGCAGAGAGUCCUGAAGUAUCAUCUGCUUCUUCAGGAGUUAGUCAAGCACACCCACGAUGCUGCAGACAAGAGUAACCUGAAGAUCGCUCUCGACGCCAUGAAAGACCUGGCUCAGUAUGUCAACGAGGUGAAGAGGGAUAAUGAGACGCUCAGGGAGAUCGACCAGUACCAGAGGUCCAUCGAAAACUUGAAUCAGCCUCUCAUCACCUUUGGUCGGCCCAAAGGAGACGGAGAGGUGCGCAUGAUCUCCAAUGUUGACAAGAGGAAACAAGACAGACACAUCUUUUUAUUUGACGUGGCCGUCAUUGUUUGCAAGAGACGAGGAGACAACUACGAGAUGAAGGACGUGCUCGACCUCAACUACUUCAAGAUCACCAACAACCCCACGUCUGACAAGGAGGGGAAAAAGUGGUGCUACGGGUUCUACGUGACUCACCAGCAGGGGUACACGGGCUUUGAACUCUUCUUCAAGACCAGAGAGCUGAAGAAGAAGUGGCUGGAUCAGUUCGAAAUGGCCAUAUCAAAUAUCCGACCAGAGAAAGCCAACCACAACUCCCACCAGUUCAAGAUGCACACGUUUGAGAGGAUCACAUCCUGUUGCUUCUGUCACCUCCUGCUCAGGGGCAUCUUUAACCAGGGCUAUCUCUGCAUCAAAUGUGGUCUGGGGGCUCAUAAGGAGUGUUUGGGUCGACUGGGAGUGUGUGGGAGAACAGAUUUGGCGAAGCCGAAACCCAAGGAGAACUCAGCACCACCAGACCCAGGUUUACCCAGGAUGGUUGUGAUCAGAGACUAUGGUGGCAUCCCUUAUCCCCAGUACGGGCCCCCACUAAGCAUUCAUGUGGGGGAUGUCAUUGAAGUGAUGUUUGCAGACCUGCACAGCUCCUGGUGGCAGGGCAAAAUUCUGGCGACGAGCAAGAUUGGCUUCUUUCCAAGCGACGCUGUGAGGCCCUGCCCGUGUGUUCCGAAACCUGUCGAUUACUCCGCCCAGCUCUGGUUUGCAGGGCCCGUGGAGAGAUACCAGGCUGAGGAGGAGCUCCUGGACAGAGGGAACGGCACCUAUCUGGUCCGACACCGGAGUAAAGAAGGCACCGAGUACGCCAUCAGUAUAAAGUUCAACGAUAAAAUCAAGCACAUUAAGAUUCUGACCAAGGACGGCUGCUUUUACAUCGCUGAGACUCGGCUGUUCAAGACUGUGCUGGACUUAGUGGAGCACUACCAGCAGCACUCCCUGAAGGAGGGCUUCAGCAGUCUCGACACCACUCUACAGGUCCCCUAUAGGGAACUUACCAAUGGAAUCAUGCCCAUGGCCGUUACCAAAGCUGACAGUGUUCCUCCUGGCAGCUGCAGCUUUGUUCCUCCCUCCUCCUCGCCUUUCUGGUCAGUGUUUUCCCCCAGGGUGGUGGGUGUUGCAGUGGCACGCUACGACUUCUGCUCCAGAGACACACGGGAGCUCUCGCUGCUGCAGGGAGACAUUAUCAAGAUCUACACCAAGAUGACCAGUGGGUGGUGGAAGGGAGAGAUGGGCGGCAAGGUGGGCUGGUUUCCCUCCACCUACGUGGAAGAAGAGGACUGACUUCUGAGUGACACUUCUUCCGUGUCCGUUCAAAGCUGACCGCCUCCGCCAGGCGCCGAGCUGCUCAUCCACUCUCUCUGUGCCCCGCAAGUCAGAUCUCUUUGAUAAAAGCCCAGAGACUCGGACUUAAGAGAAAGCGGCGGUGCCCUAGAAAACGCUUCCUCAUGCCCUCUGACAGACUCUCACACAGAGCAGAUGUCAAAUCACAGAUUCCGGGAGCGUCACUCCGUGUCUCGCCUCUCCGUGUCUCGCCUCUCCGUGGUGCUGUCUGCCCCCGUGGUCCACCGGGAAGUGCAUGUGCUAUACACAGAUAACCCCCCGUCUCCCUAUCCAUUCACCUUGUCUUAUUAUUGAUGACUCCAUCGGCUGGUGUGAGACUUGCCCUCACUGUCAUCAUGUUUCGAUACCAGAAAGGCUCAGUCGCCCAAGUGGAACACGGAUCCUGCUGACAAGGCGCCGCCCAGGUUCUCCACCAGAUUGAAAAGCAGGAGCCGAAGAGCGUUGGCUGCUGUUGGAGCACCGGCUCGACUUUCUAUCAAAGACUAAUUUUAUUUUUAACGUUUGAAAUCACUGGACUGACAUAAACUUAUUUAAAUGGAAUCGCUGGAACGUGAUUUGACCCAGAGGAUGGAGCGAUUUCAGCACCACAGCACGAAGGAUUGUCCUUUAAAUGUGUUUUUCUAGUGGAGUUCGAAGUGAUUCAAUCCCAUCAUGACAGGAAAACUUGUCUGGAAGCAAAGUAGCUUUUGUCCCUUUUCUGUUAUACUUUCUUUUCGAUCACAGUGUUUUUCUGAAUGUCCAUCUCAUCUUUUAGCUCUGCCUUCAUAAGGCCACAAAUUGCUUUAAUUUAAAAAACUGCUUUACCUUUUAAUUGUUAAUUGUAAAUCUAGAUUUACAGCAGUAGUUUGACAUAUUGGAAAAUGCACUUAAAAGUUACAAGGUGCAGGUUUUGUUACAUUUGAGGAUUAUCAGGAGAGACAUGUGUAUGCUAAGCUAACCAGUCUCUGACUGAAGCUUCAUACCUAGACUGUAAAUAAAGAUGGACGAUGCAUCUUCACUUUGCUCCUACUAUCCAGAAAUGAAGCCAAAAUACCCUGGACAAAAUGGCUGCCAUCUUGCACCACCGACAUAAUUUGGAGCCAGAGUCUGCACCAUGGCGAUCAGGAGAUCUCAGCUGUCAAUCAUGAGCUUUCUCUCGUCUUUUAGUGUCAAAUAACUAAUUAAAACCAAACUAAAUACGUAUGUUUAGACUUUUGACAUUCCCUCCCACCUCACAAGGAGGCGGGUUCUCUGCCCUCUACAGCAGCCAGCCACUAGGGGGCGAUCAAGACUCUUUGGCUUUAUACACAGUGUAUUUUUCAUACCUGGAUGGACAUGUGGCAUCGAUCUUGUCAUCUAAAGCGAGUAAAAUAUAAAAAUACCCCUUUAAGCCAAAACCAACCAAAAUUACAAAUGGCCUCACACAACUGAAUAUGUUGAAUUGUGAAAAGAAGGAAAGAUAAUGUUUGGAGAUGCUCACAUUUACAGCAGUAAAGGUUCUUCUGCUUGGCUGCAGACGUGCGGCAUCAUCAAAUGUCAUCAGCUUAAAGAGCGUGUGUGGGCUGGAUUGUGGAAGCUGCAGGUCAUUCACUGUGGAAACCAGAGAGCCCUUCUACACCCCACAGAUUUUGUUUUUCUUUUUGUUUCAGAGUGAAUGAUUCAAGGGUGAUGUAACAGCUGUUCACUGUAGUGCAAGGUAGCACAAGGGCGUCAACUGAUGCCGUCCCCCCCCUCCAGAAUUAACACCCCACUAAUCCCGUGUGUGACAUCAGCAUUUAAUAAAAGGAUCCUCUUUGAAUUGUACUUUUGAAAUUUGAUGGGGCCAUUUUACCGCUUUCAGACAAAUGUUGAAUAGCAGGAACAAAGGCAUCACAGUUGAGGAGGUGCGGUGGAGAACGGGCUGUGCUCAAAAGAGAAAGAGAGAGACCUGAAAACAGGAAAGUGUGAACCUAAUGAAGGUCUUUGCUUUAUUUCUUCAUUUACAUCACUGGACUGGGCUCGUUUCACCCAAAUUUCACCAGCCGUGCUACUACUUGCAACACGAGGUCAUUCCUCUUACCUUAGUUUUGACACAUUCCACUAAUUCAAUUCAAACCAUACCUAUGAUUGAAGCUUGAGAAACGUUUAGGACUAAACAUUUAUCUCCGUGUUGCAGGCGGCCGCCAUUUGUGAAACAUGAUGCUGACUUGUUUAUGAAACAAGCCCCUUGUCCUCACCCUGUUUGAUCCUUUAAUCCAAGAACAUGUUAAAACAUGAUUGCAUGACAGAUCUGUGGUUUUUCUGCAUGCAUCUUUUCCAAAGAUGUCGUAUCUCAUUCAACGAUAAAGAAUAACAUCUGAACUUUA
Messenger RNA from Hippoglossus stenolepis (Pacific halibut), 5331 nucleotides. Its product is annotated as guanine nucleotide exchange factor VAV3. NCBI's taxonomy places the organism in Eukaryota, Metazoa, Chordata, Actinopteri, Pleuronectiformes, Pleuronectidae. The record is from RefSeq and is a predicted model, not a curated record. Gene Ontology annotation, molecular function: guanyl-nucleotide exchange factor activity; protein binding. Gene Ontology annotation, biological process: regulation of GTPase activity; cell migration; intracellular signal transduction. The coding region runs from base 383 to 2947 and encodes 854 amino acids. The transcript is spliced from 28 exons. Gene Ontology annotation, cellular component: plasma membrane; cytoplasm.